Molecule: messenger RNA, 3081 nt
Organism: Danaus plexippus (monarch butterfly)
Lineage: Eukaryota; Metazoa; Arthropoda; Insecta; Lepidoptera; Nymphalidae
Product: dystrophin-related protein 2-like
Exons: 11
Coding region: 97-2001 (634 amino acids)
Biological process (GO): synaptic signaling
Cellular component (GO): plasma membrane
Molecular function (GO): zinc ion binding
Source: RefSeq, a predicted model, not a curated record
AUCCAUUUUGAAUAAUAUUAUGUCGGUUAUUUUUUUCUUUCGAGUUAUUACUGUACGGUGUACCUUUCUAAAAUGACAUUCCUUGUAUAAUCCAUAAUGGACCUUCUAAAGUGGAAAAAAGUAGAAAAUGAAGCAGGAUAUCCUUGUUACAUUGAUGAAGCUAGCGGCAAACAAAGUUAUAACCACCCUCAAUUUAGCAAAAUCUUGAAAACCUUGGACGAGUAUAAUGAUAUUAAGUAUAGUGCUUAUAGAAUAGCGUUUAAAAUAUUCGCUCUUCAACGGAGCCUUAAAGUUCCACCACUACGGAUAAGUUCUGGUGUCUUUGCUCGUCACCAGUUAAGUUUGUCUGAAACUAGUCUUUCUCUCGAUACCGCAGAGCUUGAAGCUGUACUCGCAGACAUUUAUUUUGCAGCGGAAAAAGAAGGGCUGUUUACUGGUGAUGUGGAUUUAUCUGUGGAUCUGUUAAUUAACCUAUUACUUAAUGUUUAUGAUGGAGAGAGAAAAUCACCAAUCCGUGUUCUAGCAGCCAAGACUUUAUUAAUAUUACUUAGUGAGGAUUCAAUAUCAGAGAAAUGGUUGGCAUUAGCAAAUUGUUGUGCUGAUCAUAAUGGUUGUGUGUCACGGAAGAGACUUGCCGCUUUAUUGAUACAUGUCACAGCAUUACCUAAAUACCUCGGCUGCCAAUGUGAUUAUUUAGAAACUGAUGUGGAUAACUGCUUUGAAAAGAGUGCUGGUAUGCUUGGAAUAAGUGCUCACACAGUGGCUGAGUGGGGGGCUCACUGUGGUAGCACAAGGUGGCUGGGGGUGGUGCAGCGUGUGCUGGACAGUAGAAACUGUGCUACGGCUAGCGCUGCGUGCGCUAUCUGUGCACAGCCCCUGAUACAGGUAUUAAAAUUCAGAUGUUCAAAAUGUCACAACAUAUACUUCUGUGAGAAGUGCUAUCUUUAUGGCAAAGAUUUGACAGUUGUAUCUGGACAUAAGAAAACUCACUCGAUUCAUGAAAUUAUUGAUGGGGAGAUCAAACCUCCAGAACACUUAGGUUUCAUUGAAGGUAUGAGUAGAUUUGUAGAAGAUAUGGAAAGAUUAUUUUUAUGUAUGGGAACUAAAAAGAAGAAGCCAAACAGGCGAGGUCAAGAGAGAAAUGACAUACUAACAAGCCAAUCCAUCAAAACAAAGGAAGUGACGCCGAGUAUGUUUACCUCAACUGUGGGAAAGGCUUCCGGGAAUAAGGCUAACAAUCCAGUGGUCACACUGCAAGAUAUUAUAACACAGUUGGAAAAUCAAAAUAAGGCCUUAAUGGAACUAUCAGGCCAAUUGCAAGAUGGAGGGAAGGAUACAAAUAACGAACUGAAAGAAAGGGUAGAUGCACACUAUAGUCAAAUAUCUAAACAGAUUAACAGGUUGAAAAGUUUAAAGGACAAUAUAGCGAAUCCAGACUCGUCAAAUGAGUUAGUUGUAGAAAAAGACGUAUGGCCCAGAGCGUUCGAAAUUUUCAGUCCGAUCCCAGUUGCCGACAAACAUUCGAAGGUAACCAAAAAUUUAGACCAGAAAAAAAUUCUCAGUAUGGACUCAGAGAAUUUAAUGGCCACCUCAAAACAUCACAGCCAGGAUCUACUCACUAUGUCCGGGGAUUUUUGGAAACCUGUGGUCGGUCAUACGUCUGAUAGCGUUUCCACGGUGUCAAUGAAUGAUAUAAGCAAUUGGUACAAUGAGACUCAGCCGAGUCGUGUGGACAGUAUAUCUCGUACAGAACAACGUUACUUGUGUGACGCGCGCUCGGUACAGAAGGGUACAGAGCGGGUGAGAGAACUCAGCGCAGACAUCGACUCUGUGUUGGACAGGCUCCAGGAGAUAGUCACACAAACAUUCACUGUAGACGGUUCCUGCUUCGACAACGCACAACUAAAGAAAACGGCUCACGAAUUAGAGGGAUUACUGGGAACACUCAUACGUGGGGUCGAACAGCGCGCCACACUCAAGGCCACUAAGACUCUAGUUUAACUGUACUUGUUAUAAUUUAACGGCUACUUGACGUACUCAUUAAGUCUAAUAGUUAAACCACCGUUAGUCGCUGGUUCGAUUGAUUGAAUAUUAAAAUAUACAUGUACAUAUAAUUGAAUGUUAAUAUGAAAAUGAAUUGCUUACUUACAGUUGAUUGAGGAGUGUGAUCGUUAUAAUAUAUUUUUUUAUCACAAAAACAGCUACUUAAAUCAAGUAUAAGUCAGCGGUGGGUUGUUUUGACUGUAAUUUUUAUUUUAAUAUACUUUAUUUUUUAAGCUAUGUCACAGUAUAUGACGGGGGUAGAUUACGUAUACUGUAUAGUAUUUAUACCUCACUAUCAACAGUGAAAAAGUUCAGAAUGGUUUGUAAGUAGUUCACAUACAAUUCCGUCCCUAUGUGUUUGGUGCUCAAUCUAUAUGGAUCUGAUAGUUUUAAAUGAGAUACUUAAUAAAAAUAACAUGCCAUAUAUUUUAUAUAAAAAUUUACAUAGUGUUUAUUAAAUAUAAGUAUAAAUUACGUACGAUCUUAAUGUUAGUUCAUGUUUGGUUAAGCGUAAGUGGAGCAAGUUUACAGUUAUCGUAAUGGUGACAUUCCGUAGUGAAUAUUUUUUAAUUUUUUUUAAUAUAAAUAUUUCAGUUUGAAUCUACUAGAGUUCAUUGGCGGGAGCUGUUUAAUAUAUUGUCAUGGAUUUUUAUUACUUUCAUAGGAAAAUAUCAUUUUAUGUACAAUUAAUUUAUUUAAUUCGAUCAAAUAUUUCUUAGUAAUAUAUUUUAGAUAAGUUUGUCAGUCUUAACUUAAAAUGUCUGAGAAUCUAUUGCUCAUUAUUUCCUUUAAACUGUCUCGUAUCUUGACUUUCCGGAUUGUUCUAUGUAAAAUAUAUAUAAAAAAUAUAUUAUAUAAUUAUUGCACUUAAUAUUAAUGUAGUGUUAUUUUUUUUAUAUCUAUUAAGUAAAAAACAUUAUUCUAGAUGUCUUAUAAUUAAUAUAUAAGAACUAUAUGUUUUGAUAUUAAUUAUAUGUUAGCAAUUGGAUUGCUCGGCACAACCUAGAGUUAAUAAAUUUGACAAAGAUCUGUAUACAA